Messenger RNA from Dunckerocampus dactyliophorus (ringed pipefish), 9889 nucleotides. It is a transcript of the gene rbm47, whose product is annotated as RNA binding motif protein 47. Gene Ontology annotation, molecular function: mRNA binding. Gene Ontology annotation, cellular component: nucleus. The record is from RefSeq and is a predicted model, not a curated record. The coding region runs from base 4661 to 6523 and encodes 620 amino acids. The transcript is spliced from 7 exons. NCBI's taxonomy places the organism in Eukaryota, Metazoa, Chordata, Actinopteri, Syngnathiformes, Syngnathidae.
CGCUCGUUACGUUGUUUUACGUUGUGCAUCGGACAAGUGCAGCGUUACAGUAUAUAUGCAAAAAUAAGAAAAAGUGCACAAUAGCCUUUGACGCAAGGAGAAACACUGCUCAUUAGCAUUAUAGCUACAUGGCGUGUUCCUUGCAGGGUUUACUAAAAGCACUUUGACCCUUUUAAACUAUUUUGGCAAUACAUUAUGGGACCUCUGAGACACUUGAAAUUGUUGAAAAAUAGUAUAUAAUAUGGGACAUUUAAGUUUUGAGUCAUAUUGUUUUGAAAGUUCUACUGCAGUACUUUUGAGUGCACUCACGUUCUACUGCAGUACUUUUGAGUGCACUCAGGUGAAGGCUCCUAAAGGCACCAGAGGCUCUUAAGGUAAAUUAACUGUAAUCAUACCUCCGUGGUGAAGCAGUCUGCAGUCACACACACACACGCACGCACGCACACACACACCAUCUAGCAUGACAUUCUUCAGGCCAGUUUCACUUUGAAGGGCUUUCUAGCUCGAAGGGAGGCCCUGAAGAGAUCGCCAAGAGGGAACAUUUAGUCCCCCUCAUUGCUCUGGUCAUUCAUCUCCCUUGUUCUUCGCCACCUGGUACUCUACUCCUUAUCGUCAUGCAUCGUUGCAGUUCUGCUCACACUGUUACUUUGUGAGUUCGAGUGAGCCAGAGGAAUGAUGUUGACAGCUUCAUGAAUGAAAGACACCACAGUAUAAUAAUGUACGAUUUUGAUGGACACUUGUCAGGUUAUGACUUAAUAGCCCCUCUCAUGGCAACCUAACACCUAAUGCAGGACGGUUCCCAUCGACUGCGAACUCCAAACACAGUAGUAACAUGUUAAUUAAUGCCUGUCCUAACAGUGUCAAUCAAAACUGAGCAUUAUCUUUAUAAUUUAUUUCACACAGGUCUUUUGGUGGAUCUCUUACAAUUGUGCAGUUGCACUUAUGUGAAGUGUGUGGAUCACAGUCAGUAUGUUGAUUUACCACUCAUUUAGUAAGAAAAUAGCUUAAAAUUAACCCAAAAUGAUGUCAAUUAAUUUUCUUUGUGUUUAUUACAUUUUGUUAAUAGUACAGAUACAUUUAUGCAAUGGUAACUUUUUUUGGUCAGCUGAAUGGUUACGGUUGAUACCGUGAGUGGGGGGGAAAAAAACAAUACAUGCAGUUUAAUGUUGCAGAAGAGUUCUCUGCGUGUGAAUUUGUAAUAUAUUAUUUCAUUUGAUUUUACUUUAAUUUGUUCAAGCACUGUAUAGGGCUGUCUGUGUAAAAGCCCCAAAUCACUAUUUCUCCCCCCACUGAAUGCAAUGCUGGUCAAAAGCCAAUCAUAUGACUAAAGCAGUAGUGUGACUCCAGUUUUGGUCUAUCUCCUGGAUUGUGGGUAGCCAGCCACGUGUUGACAGAUGUGAACCGCCGAUGUGUGCGGACAUCUUGUGUCCUGAGAGGGUCAGCCACAGUUUUCACUUCUUCAAGUUCAUUGUUUCACUUGCUUAGAUUAGGAACAAGAGACAGUAAAUGUGCUCUGGUGCGCAGCUUAUCACCACCUCUCACUAAUAAAUCCAUGCUCUGUUCUCAAGAAGAUGGGUUUUGUCAGCUGUUGGAAAAUCAAAACAGGAACUUUUUUUUUUUGUUAUGUGUUAAAGCUGUUUGUCGGUGUCUGCACAUGACUGGGAGGAAGUGCUUCCUGGAAAGUCCAGCGUGAGUCUAAACACUGCACUCCUACAGGUCAUGUCGCUCUGCACGACCUCUUCACUUGUGACACGCUACUUAUUUACUUUUAUGGAUGACUUGCAGAACCAUCGUGGCUCACAAGCCAAGAUACUGAUUACCAGCAGUCUUUUAUUGCUGACUUUAUUCCUGCUUUUUUGUCUGUUUGGCAGAUUCUUGUGUGUGUGUGUGUGUGUGUCCCUGGCCUCCAUAGAGAACAAAUACAGUGACAACUUGGCUCAACCUUCUACGUGUGUUUCUCGUAAAGAGAUAUAGCCAAAAUUAGUCUGAAAUUUGUAUUUCACUGUAGAUAUUUGUACAGCCUUUAGCCUUAACAAAAAAAAUCUCAAAAAACACAAACUCUGAGACAUAAAACUAGGUUUUUUUUAAGCUUAUCCCAAAAGACUCUGGACUCAAAAGAAAUAGCAACAAAAUGUUUAAAAGACAGGUUUACCCAAUGGUGCUUACUGUUUUUAAUGUCACAUAUAUACACACAUAAAACAGUUAUUUAUUAACUAUUUUGGUUAUUUUUUUGAAAAGAUGAAAACAUUACAAAUUACAAAAAACAUUAAAUUAAAAUACAAUUCUACCACAAGGGGGAUAUUUUGUGUCAGUGUUGUACUUACAUAACAAAUACAGUACAUAGCUGCACACACUCACUGUAUUGGGAUGAUAAAUGUCAUUUUUAUUUUAUUUUGGUGUUUUUUGUUUAAUUUUUGUUUACUUGAGGACUUUUUGUUGAGCAGGCCCAUUAUUUAGACAAGGCAUAUUCAUUUUUUUUUAUUUCUUAGGGUUUCUGACAUGAUUCAUCACCUUUGCUUAAAUGUGUUUUGAUUGUCCGAUUUUUGAAAGCCAACGGUAAAUUCACAAAAAUGACAUUUAUAAUUCAUGGUGCCAGCCAUGGCAAGGUAGCCCUCGCUGUUCAGUCUCAUUCCCGGAAGUGACGUCUCUCAGCUAAAGCAGAGUAAACAAACACUUCUCAAGGUAGAUCGUUGACUUGGUUCAGUAUAUUUUUCAUGAAAAUAGUAGUCAUGCCAAAAUGUGUUACUGCUGGAUGUUCAUCGUAUCUGAGUGGUACUGUUAAGUUUUCUUUUCCAAAACAGUGAGGUUUAAGAGGAAAAAUGGACAAAGCAAGUGCAGAGAACGAGAGACAGACGGACGCCCACCCCGUGUUCUUUUCUUUUUUCAGUGUUCAUUUCACUGACUGCUUUGACUGCUUUGAAGGAACGCCUUUACAAGAAGCAUUUGGCUUGAAAGUACGGCAUAAACGCAUUUUGAAAAAUAUAAAAUACAGGAAAUAAAAAUCACAAUAAGAAGGACCACGGUGUCAAAGUUGCCACAGAACAGCGUAAGUCAUGUCUUGUUUGCAUAAUGUAUUCUAAAGACUAUUCCACCAUAGCGUCAAGGCUGCAAAGUAUUGUACAUGUUAUAUCAACAUCUUUUCACAGCGAUGUGUUGACGGUGGCGGGCAGGGGUGGCGACGAAGUAUGAAAAAUAAAUCCGACUAUAAAGACCCCUUUACGCUCACCAAUAAGCCCAUUUAAAAUAAUAAUUGAAGGAUAAGCAACCAUUCUGUGUUUUGAAGGCAACCAAUCUUCAUCUCCAUGUCUUAAUGCUUAAGUCCAUCUUAAGUUCUUAUUUCAUCUCCAAAUGUUUCUCCCUUCUUUUAUCCUUGAAGACUAUUGACACAUCGCUCAAAUCUUUGCUAUAAACACUGUACACAUCCUCUGCCUCGUACACCGCUAUGUUUGUGUUACUUCGAUCGAGUCACUUCCGGAAAUGAGACUGAACAGCGGGAGGCGCCGUCAUGGGUGGCGCCAUAAACUAUGUUAUUUUUGAAAAUGUACCCUUCGCUUUCAAAAACCGAACAAUGUAGAACAUAAUUACAAACAAUACAGUAUAUAACAUAGUUAAGCAAAGUUGAUAAAUCAUGUUAGGGACCCUUUAAUAUUCAGUGAGGACAUUUCAGUGCUGCCAUUGGCUGGCGACCACUCCAGUAUGUCCAGUCCAGCAUGUACCCAACUCUUGCUCAAAGUCAGUUGGGAUAAGCGCCAUCAUUCCCCCGCAACACUAGUGAGGACAAGUGGUAUAGUGAAGGAAUGGACGUUUCAAUGACUGAGUGUGUGGUAAAUGUUUUUCUGCUAAGGUUUUAACCAGUUAAACAUUGAUGGUUCUGCUUAUUCUACGACACCCCAGAACACUUGAUGCAUGUCUGGCUUCUCAUUGGCUUUAACUGUCUUAGUUCAUUUAUGAUGUCCUUUGACCCCGUAUCCACACGCGCAAAAGAACAUUGACAGUGUUGUUCAUAAUUAAGGCAAUGAAAAGAAUCCCAAAGAAGACCCAUCUCUUUUUUCAGAUGUUUCCUCUGUGCUCUUGAUGCUGUUUAGACUUCCUUAUCUGUUGUUUUCGCGGUCGUUAAGGAGUGGAGCCAGUUUCAAUAGCAACACUUUUGACCACACACUGUGACUUUAAUCUCUCUUGAUUUCACCCCAUUUUGCUUUUUGUCCUUCACUCCCGCUUUUUCCUGCAAGGUUUUUAGACAGAAACUACAAGAGCAAGUCCUCUCAUGUGUCCCCUUUCUCUCUCGUAUCUGCUCUCUUAGCUGCCCAGGAAGGUGUGUGGUGUUUACUUAAGUUAAGCCGGGGAAAGAAAGACAAAAACAUGCAUGCCCAAAGACGCUGACAUCUUGCGCAGACAGGACAGAAAGCAGCAGUUUCCUCUUCGUUUGAACGACUGCAUUUCCCAUCAGCCACCUCUCCUCCCCCCUCACACACACACACACACACACACACACACUUGUACCUGUUCAAGCUCCACCUUCAUCGGCUCUCAUGCUUGGAGUGGCCGGCCUGUGUUUGCUCAGUGCCCCACUGUACCUGUUUGUCAUGGAGGUGGACCAGCACUCCUCAGAGCAGUUGUCGAGCAACAUUGGCCACAGAUCUGAUUGGAUGGUUUUGUCAGAAUGACAGCCGAAGACUCUGCUUCCUCUUCAGCCAUGAGCAACAAUACCGCCCCCUCCAAAGCCUCCAAAUCCGCCGGUGCUUCCCACCACUCUCUUCUUGCACAGAUCCCCAUUCCCGAGGGUGUAGCAGGGACCCCCAAUGAGGCUGCACUGGUGGCCUUGAUGGAGCGCACUGGUUACAGUAUGGUCCAGGAAAAUGGGCAACGUAAAUAUGGACCCCCACCUGGUUGGAAUGGCCCAUCUCCACAGAGGGGAUGUGAGAUUUUUGUGGGCAAGAUACCAAGAGAUGUUUAUGAGAAUGAGCUUGUCCCAGUGUUCGAGUCUGUGGGACGCAUCUACGAGAUGCGCCUGAUGAUGGACUUUGACGGGAAGAACCGAGGCUAUGCAUUUGUGAUGUAUACUGAGAAACACGAGGCCAAACGGGCUGUGCGAGAGCUCAACAACUACGAGAUACGGCCCGGGCGGCUCCUGGGCGUCUGCUCCUCUGUGGACAACUGCCGUCUUUUCAUUGGCGGUAUCCCCAAGACCAAAAAGCGUGAGGAGAUCCUGGAGGAGGUCUCCAAGGUGACGGAAGGCGUGCUAGAUGUGAUUGUUUAUGCCAGCGCCGCAGACAAGAUGAAGAAUCGUGGCUUUGCCUUUGUAGAGUAUGAGUCGCACCGUGCUGCCGCCAUGGCCCGUAGGAAACUGAUGCCCGGGCGCAUUCAGCUAUGGGGCCAUCAGAUUGCCGUGGACUGGGCGGAGCCAGAAAUUGAUGUGGAUGAAGAUGUUAUGGAGACAGUGAAGAUCCUUUAUGUCAGGAAUCUUAUGAUGGAGACCAGCGAGGAAACGAUCAAACAGGUGUUUAGCCAAUGGAACCCAGGUUGCGUAGAACGAGUGAAGAAAAUCCGUGACUACGCCUUUGUUCACUUCACCUUCCGGGACGACGCGGUGCUAGCCAUGGACCAACUCAACGGAACAGAGGUUGAGGGUUCCUGCAUUGAGGUCACACUCGCCAAGCCGGUCGACAAAGAGCAAUACUCUCGCCAGAAGGCAUCAAAGGGGGUUUCUGCUGCUCCAGAAGCCACACAGCAGAACUACGUCUACCAGUGUGACCCUUACACGUUGGCCUACUACGGUUAUCCCUACAACACCCUCAUUGGACCGAACAGGGACUACUUUGUUAAAGGCUCGUCAAUGAUACAGAACAAUGCAGGUACUGUGCGAGGUCGUGGUCGUGCCGCCACAGGUAACCGCACCCCUGGUCCCCGGGGGUCGUACCUGGGGGGUUACUCUGCCGGUCGUGGCAUCUACAGCCGCUACCACGAGGGUAAGACCAAGCAGCCCGAAAAGCCUUAUGAACUGAUGCCCAGUCUGGAGCUGGCUGCCUCCGUCAACCCAGUUGCCAUCAAAGCAGGCACAAUGGCACUGCCAACUCUAGCCGGGCAGUACCCGGUGUUCAGUGCGGCGCCUGCUGCCAAGCUGAUGGAGGACGGCAAGGUGCACACAAUGGAGCACCUUAUUAACCCUCUGGCCAUGCAGCACCCUGAACACACCACGGCUUCUACUGCUGCUGCCGCCGCCGCCGCCGCCACUGUGCUGCCGGUCUCUACGCCUCCACCUUUUCAGGGUCGUCCCAUCACUCCCAUCUACGCCAUGGCCCACAACAUGCCUCGCAUCCCAGCAGCAGCAGCAGCCGGCGGCCUGUACGGUGCGGGAUACGUCCCCAUCACAAACUACGCGGCCAACACAGCAGCUCUGGCCGCUCUGCAGAAGAAUGCGGCGGUGGCAGCCGCGGCGUACGGAGGCUACGCUGGCUACACCGUGCCACAGGCUUUCCCCACUGCAGCCUUCCAGAUGCCCAUCCACGACAUCUACCAGUACUGAUGUGUCGUGACCCCGUGAGCGAUCUUAUUCUGCCUGUGACUGAUCCGCAUUGAAAGAAAACAUCUUUUGGACUUCACUUGAAGAAGCACACAUGGUGAAACAACACACCUCCAUUUGCCCAUGUAAUAACGCAAAAUUAGACAUAGGUGGUCUACUUACCUCUGUGUGUGUGGGGGGAGCAGCCUUGUCCCAAAUGUGAGCAAAACUAACUAACAAACACAUCUCUGAUCUCCCCCCAGCAGUAGUUUGCUAUGGCAACAACACCCUGAAGGUACAUUGAAGUAUUUAUGAAGAGAAGACUUAUAUUUAACAUUCUAUUAUUUGUAGGCUUAGCUUUGUAUUUUAGGGGAUAGCGUUUUCAAGUAAAAAGUGGGGGAAGAAGCUACUGACGAGAGGAUACCACUAAAGUUUUGCAUUUUACUAAUGUUUAUUUUCUCCACUAGUAUACAGGUGCAUGUCAAUAAAUCAGAGUAUCGUGCAAAAGUCAUUUGAUUCCAGGAGUUCAAUUCAUGCUUUGAGAACGAUUAAAGGCUCAGGAGGUUUUUGCAGUUCAUUUGCUGAUGCUAAAUUUGGGAAUUUUGUGAGUUGUAAGCUACAAUUGUUAUUAACAAUUUAAGAAAUGCAUUUUUGAAAUAUCUAUUAUUGAAUCUGAAUAACUGAAUCUAUAGAAUACAGUCAUCCCUCGCCACGUUGCAGCUUCACUCAUCACACGUUUCAAAAUAUAUUAAGUAAUAAAUCGGUGCUGUUUUGUGGCUGAAUACGGCCGAUUAUUCAUUUAAAAAAAAAACGCAUAUUUAAAAAAAUGUUAGCAUGCAUUUUCAAACAUAAAGACGGCUAAAUUAACUAAAAUACAAAUAUCAGGCAUUCAGAACACUCAUUCAAAUACAUGUUUUUGAUAUGUAGUACUCUACUAAGUGGGAGUAAUGUUACAUUGAUGAGACAAUAGCCACUGCAGGACCUUAUUUCUUAUGCAGGUCUUAAAUGGAUUAUUUUAUGUCUAUUAUGUGGGUAACACCAGUGUAAAGGCGACUGUAGUGGUAUUAUUUCAUGUCUAGAGGGUUCUAAUAAUGUUAAAACCGUAUUUAGAAGAUCGUAAACAGUUUUUUUUCUGCUCUAACUACGAAAAUAUUUAGUUCUGUAUAAAUAAGAAAUCCUACUCACUCAUCAUGGUCUGAUCUGGAACCAGGUAACAGCAAUAAAGGAGGGACGACUGUACGAGGGUUUCACUGCUUAAAAUGAACUACUGAAAUAAAUGAACCUUUCAAAGAUAUUCAGAUUUAUUGAGAUGCACACGUGUUUAGUAUUCUUGUCCGUCCAUGCUGAAAGAAUGUUUAUUGGUACUUUAUUUGGCUCAAUUAUUUGUGUUGCUGUGCUUCUUUUCAAAUGAAGGUUAGUUAGCUUGUUUCCUUAUCGCUGCUUUCGCUUUUUCAAAGCCACUUUUCUUGGUUUAUUUGAAGAAAUGUCCCCAGUUGAAUAUGUUUUUGGGUUUGUUUUUUUUGGACACAUCCCUUGUGGAAUGAAUUAGAAGCAUGUUUGAGCCUGACAAAUGGUGGUGAUAAUACAGUACAUUUAUUUAGAUGGAGACGUGUUCGACACUGGGGACUAAGACUGAACCUUUCUCAUUUAUAUUGUCUUUUUUUUAAUUUGUCUUAUUCUUUUUUAUUCUUAUUAUUUGAAGGUGAACAAAUAUACAUUUGUCAAAGCUUACAUACACUCCAGUCUGAGGACAUUAAAGCAGACAAAAGUGCCUUAAAGAUACAUUUGAAAUCUUCCACUGUGCCUCAGGUGACAAGUGGACAGCAGAUUGGAUGCUUCCGGACUUGUGGUGACUCUGGAGUCCAGUGUGGGGGUGGCAAGGCAGUAACGCUCCAUACGUUCUCCUGAACUGUGCUUAAACAUAUCGAUGAAGACAGGCUACUUGGCAGUCUUUGUGACCAAAAGCGGGGGUGUCCAAAAUCCGGCACAAGGGCCAUUUGUGGCCCGCGGCUUUUUUUUUUUAGGCAUAUUCCUAUUACACGUCUUUUUUCUUUUCUUUUACUAUUAAAAAGUGGCACCUGUUGUACACAGGAAGUGAACAAAAUAAGUAAUUUCUGUAACAUGGAUUGAAUAAGCUCUGCGUCUUCUUACUCCUAUUCGGACAUGUUGAAUUGUGUAACCGAAAACAAGGUAUAUACUUCAAUGCAACCGUGUAUGCAUGUUCAAAACAAACUGAAGCAUUUCCAAAAUAAAAUUAAAGCACCCGCAUCGGAACAUGAACCCGACGAAAGAAAAAAAAAAAAAGUUAAAAGAUAAUAAGCGAGUAACUAUUGUCUUUGUCAUGGGACAAAUAGUCAAUGACUUACAAUUAGUUGCUAAGUCCCACCUGUUGUUCUUAAUGGCUGCUAUGUUUUUCAACCAACCUUUCUCAAACCGUGUGGGGUAUUUCUCAUGAAAGUAAUUGCAGUAGUGUUAGUUGUUGUGUGAAGCCGUUCAGGAGUCGAAGAAAAAUACAUAGUCAUACCAUAUUGACUGUUAAGCAUAUCUUGACCACUGUGAAUUGGUUUUAGUGCGGAAAAAACGUUUUUGGACACCCCUGCUCUGAAGGAAAUACCGACUUCCAACAGCUCGGCUAAAAUAUACACUGCAUAGCCAUAAUAUCGACAUACACUGUAAGCAAACUGUUUACCCAGAGUUUCGGAUACCUUGCGUCAAAGCGAGUUUGCGCCAUCUCACCAUUUUAAAACACAACUGCUUUUAUUCUUUUUUUCUUGUAUCAGGAUAUAUAUUUAAUUAAUAUAUGCCUUACAUAUUUUGUGUAUGAGGUAAGAAGAAAAGGUCUAAUAUAUUCUAAAACUUUUCUUUAUUAACAUUGUUUAGGGAUUGUUUUUUUUUUCUUGCCAAAAGUGUCCAGCAGUUCUAAGCAUUCAAAGUUAUGAUGUGUGAUGUACUUUUUUUGUGCUAUUGUGAACUGGAUGCGGCGGUGUGAGCGGGGCUUUUCUUUCAGCUUGAUGUUAUUACUUAGGAGUAGCCAAGACAAAAACAUGCCAGUGUUCUUUGACUAUUGGCGUUCAGUCAUUUAAACAUUUGCUUGUAGCUUUACUAGUUCUGCCUCUCGCUCAAAAUUGCUGCUUUUCUUUCUUAUUGGCUUCAUUUUACCCACAUAACAACAACAACAAAACAUGUGUGGAGCUCCAUAGAAGUUGAAUUAUAUAUGUGUUACCAUUUAAAACUCUUACUAGUUUGUGCCUUAUUGCCAACAUGUGCUUUACCUUGGUAGACCUAUGAAGACUGACUUCUAUCUGAGGGUUUGUAUUAUAAAACAAAACAAAAAAAAGUCUUGUUAUAUUUAUAGUAAGAAAUAGAUAAAUAAAGCAUUUUCAAAAGUCA